Molecule: messenger RNA, 16755 nt
Organism: Pocillopora meandrina
Lineage: Eukaryota; Metazoa; Cnidaria; Anthozoa; Scleractinia; Pocilloporidae
Source: the annotation of a GenBank genome assembly
AUGCCUCGAAAGCGUGGUGUGGGCUGUUUCGGAUCUCGCUCAAACCACCCCGAAAUUCGCUAUGGCAUCGACCAUUCAAAGGGAAUGCAGACUCUUCAGGAGUUUUCACAGCCGAUGCCUGAAGAAAGCGAACUCAAUGCUAAGUUCGCAGAGAUUGUGGUAAGUGAAUAGAGACUUAAAGUUUACGCUGGAAUUGUUUCUCCAAAUUGGAGAAGUUAUUCAGCUUCAUGGUCAUUCUUUUCUUUGACAUUUGUCAAGGAGGCGUAGGCAAGUAUUUCGAUUAGAUUUGUUAUUUAUAAUUCUUACAUCCACGUGUCAGAGGCCAAAAUAUGGAACUUUCUCGAACCUUAUUGGAUCAAUAGUUUUUCUUUCCUCUCGGAAGAAUAAUGAAAUAGAGAAGAACAAAUUCAUGCCUUGAAGAUUCCACGGAAUUAUUCCCAAUGGACUUGAAUUAAGUGCUUUUAGCAUUACAGAUCGUCGUUCCUUUCACUUCGUACUAGUACUUCAAUAGAUCUAUACAGUUCAUUUAUAAGUCUUAUCUAAUAUGUAAUAUUUGAAAUUUCUGACGCGAAAUUUGCCUAUAUGUCCCUCUUAGAAGCAAUCUGCUCUGACUAAUUCUACUGGAGUCAAAUUUCUCCAAUUCCAUGUCCCUGACAAUUGUUUAUGUUAAUAAAUUUAUCCUGCGACCUCAAAAUCAUUUCCGACUUUUUAUGAAUUCAGCUUGCCAAUGAAGUUAUGUAUCCUGACAUUGAUUUCGUUGUGAUUAAAUCUUUGAUUAGUUAUUGUGAGCAUUGCCUUUCGAGUAUAAAAAUCCGUCGAUCAUGCGAAUUGAUCAUUCUAAAUGUCUUGAUUUCUAAAUAGAAAAUCGAUAUUCCUUUCGCGUGCAUUCGACCUCUUCCACUCGAUCAGUUCUUCCUUGAAAAGAAUGUUUUUAUUCGCUUCGCUCUAUUUUUCACGAGUUCCAAAAUCAGUUAUUAAUAGCAUUUCUUCUCGUUUCUUCCUAAAAAUAAAGCGCAACUGUUGUGAACACGGGAGGUCUGUUGUCUGAUUCUUUAAAUCGCGUCAAGUAAUUUUGUAGUGGUGUACAAUUUUAGUCAACAUUUGUUGAACCGCCGACGAUAUUCUAGAAAACUUGUUUAGAAUUAAAAUGGCCAAAAUAAACCACACAAAUGUAUCAAUUUAAGGAACAAGGGAAGGAUGAGCAUUGCUUUUAAUUUAAUACAAAUAUUUCGUAUCAGAACAGUGUCGAUCUCGAUUAUUUUUUAUCAAUAUUUGUCCGCGUUUUAUUCAUGUUCUUCAGGAAGAGCUUGACCUCACUGCAGUUCACAAGAAGGCCAUGUUUGAAUUACCUCCGGAGAAAAAAUGGCAGCUCUAUUUGUCUAAAAAGAAGGUAAGAUCUGGAUUUUUCUUUCCUUCCGAUACCUGUUGAUUCACUCCUUGAUAUUGGAGGACUUCGUAUUUACACAAUAUUAAUUCAGCAAUGUUAAUUUUUAAUGAGGUCCGCGCUUGACGACGUAGGCCGGUGAUACGCAUACGCAAGUCCUAAUAACUACAUACAGCUAUCGCUUUGGUUUUUUUUUUUUUUUUGUAAUAGUGCUAUGUUAUGCUGAAUAUUCAAACCAACACACAAGUGCUAAAUAAAUAUUCAAAAGUGGAAUUCUUGGAAAGUAAAAGGAUUUUGGAGUUUAACAUGAAAGUUUUUUGAAUAACCCAAAUUUAUGAAUUACUCAUUUGCAUUUUCGAGGUGCUUCAGUAAUUGCUCAAGAUUGCAGCUGUUUGGAUUUUUCAAAACACUUUUCAUCACUAAACUUGGGCAAACAAAAAUAUUAUGCACUUUCAUUUUUUGAUUUGUUUGUAUGGCACACUACAAGUUUUAUCAAGAAGACCAAAAAUGAUUAACAUUUGGUAUAAUGUUGAGAAAUAGAAGUAUUAUGGUAGUGAUUGUUCAUCCAGUGUAUUCUUUUAAAAUCCAAAUAUAUUGUUCAAGGGCUUUUCUCUUUUUUUGUGGUCAGACGCAACAUUGUCUACUUUUAAACCAUCUGGUCUAAAGAAUUAAAGUUCCUCUGAAAAAUAGGUUUUUACUUUCUUUGCUUCAAAGUAUCAAGGUUUCUCUAAAAUAUCUAUAUUUAAUUUCUCUGCCACAAAGUCCUUGUCAAGAUUAAGUAAAAAAAUCUCCUUUUUCUAUUUUGCCCAUUGUGAUUAGAUUCCACUUCAAUCAUCAUUGGUCAUUAAAUCUUGGAUUUUUUAGAUGUCUUUGCCAUCUUUUGGACAGAAUAUUUUGAAUGUUAAGCAUGUUUAUUUUUUUCUCUCUUGAAGCCUCCAGGCUUAAGCUUGUUAACUAACCAUCUGAGCCAUUUAAAAAUAUAAUUUCAGAGACUGAAAUAUUUUCUAACCCAUGCUUUAAGAAAAAAUGUAUUACAAUAACAGUACUGAUUUUAAAAUGAUUAUUCAAUCAAAUUAAUAUGUUUGUCAAUAAAUGGUGAAGUUGUCUAGUGCAACUGAUAUCAUUCAUCACAAAUAAUUAUUGUGAAUAUAGAAUUCUUGACCUCUAAAACAAUAGUGAUCCAAAUCAAAUAGCUUUUUUAACCUAUUUUAGCUGGUUCAGUAGCCUUGAAUUUCAAUCUUACUUCCUCCCCUGUAUACAAUUUGAUGUAAGAGGUCACACUUAAUAGAAGAGCUGAGGAGUGAAAUUGAAUGACAUAGUUUUUUUUUAUAGACAGACUGUCUAGUGGUUUGAUAUCAGAAUAUUGACUUGUCAUGCAUGAACAGUUCCAAGGUUGUGUGCUUGGGAUUCAAUGUAGCUAAACAUAAAUACAUGUAUAGAUCGGUAAAUACUCUUUGAGAACUUUUUAUGGUAAUGUUACCACAUGCAUAUACAGUACAGUUGUCAUUUUGUAGCACAGUUUUAUCAUCAAGAUAAUUGCAAUCAAUGAUUCCUCAAGUAACUUUCUUUUCAAGUUUUGUUAUGAUUUUAAAGUUAAAUUAUUUUCAUUUAUUGUUCAAGAGCAAAGGAAAAAUUAAAAGAAAGCCGAGUCCAGGGAUAAAUUACUUUCUUUAUGAUCUCUCCAAGAGAAGUACUAUAUCCUCAGCUUAUUGUGUAAUAUUUUACAUACAUGGUUAAAGCAGCACAGGUUACCCAUUCGAGGGGCUUUUGUCUUAGAGAUCUGGGUGCUCAUCUUUCAGAAAGUAGGGUCACACAAUCUGUAUAUGUGGUGACUAAGCUGUGCUAGAGCAUAACCUAGUAUUUCUGAAGAUUUAUAGAAGAAUUUUCUGCAAUUAACAAAUAGCGUUGAUUUGGCGCAAUUCUGUACAUUGUACAGUUCUCUAAAGAAUUCCUUCUAUAUGCCAAAGCAGUGAUUUGUAUAUUUUCAUGGUUGUCGUUACAUGUAUUUACUGGGCAACAUGUUCACCAUGGCAGUUUUUUAAUCUCAAGGCGGGUUGUUUAUCGUAAUUCUUUUGUUUGAAAUUUUUAAUUGUAUUGUGUGGAUUUUACUGUUUAAAGUUUGAUUUUAACUUAUCACAGAAAAUUGACUUACAUACAUGUACAGAUACAGAGAUCAACAUUGUUGAUUUUAAGUUGUAACAAAUUUAGGUUCUGAUUUAAUAUAUAGAACAAGUGAAAACAACACUAAGGUGAGAUGAGUUAGAAAUAUGUUUUUUUUUUUCAGAGACAAUCUGUCUGCUUUCCUUUAAUUUAAUUGUUUUGGUAUUGAGGCAAUCAUAUUGUUAGCCUAUUGCCAGAGAGUGGCCAAUAGAUUCAGAGAAGGUUGAACAUUAGUGCCUCUCUCAGUUUCGUCAAAGAAUAAGAGGGGAAAAAAUGACCGACAGACAAUAAUUUACAACUGUAUCUGUAUCAAUAAGAGGGAGUCAAAGGUAUAUUUUAUAGUUUUUUAAUUAGUUUUGCCUUUUUUUCAUGAUAUUCUUCAAAGUUUGAUUGUUUGUGACAUUUGUUUUCAGCACAAAUAUCAAGAGACAGCCUCCUUUAAUUAUGUAGAAUCAUCCACAGUGUAUGGUGGAUUAUAGAUAUUCUAUAUUUCCAAUGUACCAAGAACAUUCAUAUACACUGCCAAGCAAUUGUCCAUAAAAACUGGAUGGAAUCUGCGGGAAACUUGUGGUUAACUAUAUGUAGCAGUGGACACAGUGAAAUACUUCUACAUCGCUGUAUUGCACACCUUAGGAUUUACUGGCUUUUGAGGUGCAUGAGUUGUGUGAUUUUAUCAUUUACUAAUUUUUACACAUCAAAUUUCAGGAACAACAAGAAUUAAGUUCCACCAGUUAUCCAGAGUACUACAUAGAUCAGUUGAAGAGCCUCCAAUCAGUAAGUCCUACAUGAAAGUUGUUUGUAUAUUCACACUUACCUCUCAACACAUAGGCAUCAGUCACGACUUUGAUGUUCACCUUUGACCUUGUUAUUACUAGUACGGCAUUUUUAGGGUGCUGGACUUUGAGGCGGGCAGUCUGGGUUUUAAGACUGGCUUGGGUGGUUGUUUUGUUGUCUUGAGAAAAACACUUCACUUUGACAGUGCUUCUGGUAAACUGUCUUGAAGCUGAGCAAAAUGUAGAGGGGGGAGGGUAGGGCCUGUAAUGAACUAGCAUCUUAUCCAUGGGGAGUGGCAUAACUCUUAGUUGCUUCUUGUCGCAGAAAUGGGAAGAAGGUUGGGGAGUGUGGGUCAAUUGGUCUGAUGGCAGAUGGCACUUUUUUUUGGUACAGAUUUACAUUUUUAAGAGUGAGGAGGAGAUAGAGACACGAGCAAAACUCGUAGAUGGACUUAAGACUGCACUUCGUACUCAACCCUUGAGGUGUGUAUGUCCAUUAUAAUGAAAAUAAUUUUAGUAAGUUUAUUUUAAUCUUGGCUUAUAUGUGUAGUAGAACAAUUUUAAACAAUGAGGCCUGAUUGUUUUUUUGUUUGUUUUUGUUGCAGAUUUGUUCAUAGGUUUAUCGAAUUAGAAGGUUUAAAUUGUUUAUUAGAUUUCUUAGAAAAUAUGGACUAUGCGACAAGGUACAGUUCAAUUUUCUAUUCUACAGGUCGUUAUUUGUUUCUUUAGACUGAUUAUUAACUUUGUGUAGUAUUACAAGGGCAGGGGAUGGCAUUCUUUGCACAAAUAUGGCAGCUUUUUGUACUAUUUAUUCAUUCUUUGUAAACUUUCUUGUAUAGGUUCGGGUUCAUUUAUUUAACUGUACUCCAAUGAAAUUCUUUUUUUUCUUUCCAGUCAAAGUAAAAUUCACACUGCAGCAAUAGGAUGUUUUAAAGCACUGAUGAACAGCUCAGUGAGUAUCACUACUGACAGUAAUCUUUAUAUAACCUUUUUUCACCUGAAGGAGUGAUGGACAUGUAAUAUCUCCUUACAGUAUCCUUGCAUUGCUAAGGAGAAGCUGUUUUAAGAGUUAAAUACAUCAACUAGAGAAUAUUGCCUGAUUUAAAACCAAUUUCUCAGGAGUGCAAUUAUGAGAACUGUGUGACUAACAGUAAGGGGCAGACUGGCAGAUAGUGAGUUCUUUGGAGUGAGUGGGCUGUCGCAGUUUACUAAAAAUCUCCUUGCAUGAUUGUUGGUUAAAACAUAUCUUUCCUUCUCUUAUAGCAUGGAAGAGCACAUGUGUUGGCACACCCAUCAUGUAUAAAUGUCAUUGCUCAAAGUAUGAGUACUGAAAAUGUCAAAACUAAAAUACAAGGUAGGCUUAUAAAACAGGUGCAAGGGUAUAACUGUUGUUAAAGAAUUUAUAGCCUGUACAUUGAGCUAUGUAUAGUAUUUUAGCUAGUUUACUUUUCUUAGAAGAGUUUAAGAUUGAUUGCCAAGAUGAACACGAAUUGGCGUUCUCAAGUUUCUUCUGGCUGGUAAUUUUCAGUCCAAUUGCAGCAAUCUUGCUCAAAGUUAUUAAGCCUGGAUUUCUUUCCUCUCUGUAGCAUAGUCUUUAUCCCACUGUUGGGAAGGGAUGGAACUCAUUUCUUGAACCGGAUUGUGUUAACGAUUCUAUGGGUAAAUGGAACACAUCAAAGCUUUACUUACAAAAAAGGAGGGGAGGGGUAGUAAGAGUGAGUUGGCAAUAACUGGAGCAGUCUUGCAAGGCUCAUAUGAAGAGGCCCUUACAUAUAUAUAAUUUUUUUAUAUGCACGUAGUAGAUGCCAAAAUGGAUUUUGUGCAUACAUGUAAAUGUGAUGAUCACAGACUUACAAUGGUGGACUUGAACAUGUGUCUCUCCUUGCAGUGUUAGAAAUCCUUGGCGCUGUCUGUUUGGUACCUGGUGGUCACAAGAAGGCACUGGAUGCCAUGACUCACUUUCAAAGGUUCAAUGAGGAACGAACAAGAUUCCAGGUGAGUUUAUCUUUGGUUUAUGGACUGUUCAUCUUGAGAAAACAAUAAAAAAAAAUUUCUUUCAUUUCAGACAUUGAUCAAUGACCUAGAUCGUACGACUGGGCAAUACAGAGAAGAGUUUAACUUGAAAAUAGCCAUUAUGUCAUUCAUCAACGCAGCUCUGAAAUAUGGAGCAGGAGCGGUACGUCCAUAGUACUUGUCAUAGCGAUAAAAUUUUAAUUAAUUGUUAGAAUGCUUUCAUGGUGGUGUAAAAGUUACUUCAGAAUUCCAAAACUUGGUUGAUCUAUGAGAAUGAUUGGAUUUUUAAAGUUCGAAAACACUAGAAAAUUGCACUGUAUGCGUUUAGUUGGUCAUAGGAUCAACCGGUUAUAUUUAAAAUAAUUUAUAACACCACGUCCGUGCCCCGGCCUUAACAUGUUUGAAAAACAAAUCGAUAGUCCUCGCAGUUAUUUUCCUAUUAUUUUUCGGUCAGAGUAGAACAGUGUGGUGCGGGAAGGUAGACAGUUAACUCUGUUUUCAAAAGGACGAGACAUCAUUCAGAAUGUUUGACUAGCACUGAUUGGAAUCUCUGUUUUUCACAGCAGUCCUGAGCCAUGUUGACUCAAUAAUUUUAACGACGGUGCAUUUCUUAGCGAGAGCUUGUGUAAUUAUCUAAGUAACUCUUUUUUCCCCACAGGAACAUCUCGAAUUUCGUAUUCAUCUUCGAUUCGAGUUCCUUAUGCUAGGAAUUGAGCCAGUCAUUGAGAAGCUGCGCACUUUGGAAAAUGCAACUCUCGACAGGUUUGUCUUAAUUGACUCGUCGGCAACCACAGUGUAAUUAAGACUCCGCAAUGCAAAGCCAAUUUCUGCAAACUUUCAAUGAAAGUUUAGAACCAACUGCACGUCGUCAACAGAGAAGCAUCGCUCUCAUCCUAGAAUAUAUAUCUCAACACUACUGUGCCAAUUUGUUCGUUUGACAAUUUUGUGUUUCAAUGUCAGUUGACUUAAGAAAAGUAGUGAACUUAUUAAAGCAUGUAUUUCACAGUGAAAGUACAAAUUAUGAAACAAACUUUCAAAAUUAGGAAUGAUGAAAAAUAGUUAUGUUUCCUUUUGAAAACUGUGAUAACUUUGCCGCUUUAUCUUUAAAAUUCAAUUCACCUCUAUGUCAUGCUAUGUUUUCCAGGCAUUUUAACUUUUUUGACAUAGUAAGGCUUGAUGAUGAAAAAGAACUUUCCAAGAGAUAUGGAAUGGUAAGUAUCUGAUUACUUCUUGUAAAUGUUCGAGUACUUUGUAAUAUUUGCAAAAAAAGUACCAACAAUGUAUUGAAAUGUUUCUGUUUUUGCAGCCUUACAUUGAUCUAAGAAGUGCGAGCUGUAUGUUUGAUGUUCUUAGAAGGAAAUUGUGCACAACAUCAGCUUAUCCACAUCUGUUGUCAAUUCUUCAUCAUUUGCUCCUGGUUACGAGUAAGUCUGGAUUAUUUCAGUUUCAGAUCGUUAUCAACGUUGUAGUUCUUUAUCACGACCAUUCUAGUUAUCAUUAAUGCCAACCAUCAUUGUCACAAGAUAACUAUCGAUUUAAUUACAUCUGUAGUUUUGUUGAAAGUUUGUUUUACUUACAAUUAGGAGCUUAAGCGUGAGGCUGACGGCAAACGGCGACUAUUGAUGAAAUAUUUGCUGUCAGUUACAAGCCGUUGCACGUGUAAUGCGUGGGAAUUGCACGUACGUCAAGUGCCUGUAAUGCUGCAAUACACGUUAACGGUUCUGCACACACAGGGUAAGCAAUCACUCGCAUUUGCGCAUGAGCACAGCGUCACAAGCAAUGUCUUUUUGUUAUUGAAGAUGAUCAUGGUGUGGCUCGGAGACUUUGGCAGUUGAUUGAUAGAGUCGUUCAGCAAAUCUCUGUCCAGGAAGAUGACGGUAGUGACCCGGAUGUGGCACCAUUGGAUAUUAAUGUGAAUUACAUUCUAGACACGUGAGUGGAGGGAUUUUUUGAGCACGCUGUACUGGCCUACAUGUCUUUACUAGUCUUUUCUUUUCUUGUUAACAUUCUUCAACAUUUUUAAAACUUUUUUUUUCGGCACAGAUUACUUCAUGAAGACGAGCUACGUAGGGAGGAACUUGGAGAAGAUGGUGAGCCAAUGGAUCAAGUUUUUUUUUCACUUUUUUUUCGUUUAGUACAAUUGGCAAUGCUCAAUGGAUUUUUGUUAGUCGAAAACCUCUGUUCGUGUUCAUGAAUUUUUUUUUAAUAAAAACAUCAUUAUUAUUAUUCUCGCAUGAACAUUUUAAACGGAAUUAGUGGAUUAACGUAAUAGCUAUAACCCCCAAAGAUUUGUGUAAGUAAGGGUGUUUUUUUUUUGUUGGCACAAAUAACUAUUCUUUUGUUUUUGUUACAGUGGAAGGUCUUAAAGCCAAACUCCAGAAGAAAGAAAGAGAAGUGGAUAGCAAAAAAGAAGAACUGGUGAGAGGCGUUCACACCACACUUAGAACAAAAGAGCUAAAGUGGCUUUAUAAUCACAAUGCAUGAUAUCUUUCUCAGUGAAACCAAUCGGGCGUUUGUCUCUAGGGUAUUAGAAUUAUCACCGUACCUUUUCAGGAGAGGGGCUAAUCAGUAUUUUCCCUUCAGAGACUAGCGUUGCUUGCGUUGGGGCGGUGCUACUGAGAGUUACUACAGUAAGCGAGCCACGAGAGAUUGAAACUUCGGACCUUGCACAGAGCAUUUCUUCGGCACAGGGACUCCACUAAGUCGAAAAGAUAGCUGCAUUUAAAAAAAAAAUAGCUGCACUUACAUCCUGACUUGUUGUAGUCCACUUUAAUUGCAAUUUGCAUUGUUCCGUAGGAAGAACUUAAGGAGGCAUUUGAUAAAAUGUCUGUGAAACUCGAAAGAGAAUCCCAGGAAAGAGAGGAAGCCAUGCAACAGAUCCGUGAACAAGAAGCCAAACUUAAUGAGGCGAAAGCCAAGGUGAGAUUAGUUCUUUGUUCUGCGCUUACUCCUGGGAAGAAACCGUAUACAGAACAAGCCACAUCAGUGUACGUCUCAAAUAUUGUUCAAUGUUGACAAACUAAUUCAGUAAACUCACCACUCGUUACACCUUACUCCAUACUACGACGACUGUUUACAACUCUCAUCAACGUUUUUCCUCAAAGAUUGAACUUGAAGGCCAAGAAAGACUCAAGCUCGAAGAAAUCCUCAAAGGUGUUGGUGGAUCAAUACCAGACGACGCCAAGAUCUCCAACCUCACCAGUGCAGCUGCUGCCAGCAAGCUAUCACCAAUGCAAGGUGUAUGUCCUCCACCCCCUCCUCCCCCGCCACCAGGAGGGCCUGCUGCACCACCACCACCACCUCCGCCCCCUCCGGGAGGAGCUCCUCCGCCACCUCCCCCACCUGGUGGUUUUCCAGGCAGUCCAGCCCCUCCCCCACCUCCCGGUGGCAAGUCCGAUGGUGGGUUCUUCGGGUUUAGCAAGCAACCGAACAGGAAGGCACCAAAACCAUCUCAGCCACUCAAGUCCUUCAAUUGGGCCAAAUUACCGGAUGUAAGUGGCUUUCUUGUACGUUAAGUAAUGCUCCAAAAAACUUGUAGACGCGGUGGCUUAGAGAUUAGUGCGCUGGACUUGGGAUCUAAAGGCCUGGGCUCGAGCCUGGAGGGUCACUGUGUUAUGUUCUUGGGCAGGACACUUUGGGCACAGGACACUUUCACAGUCUCUCUCUCGACCUUGGAGUAUACCAUGUAAAUGGGUACAUGUAGCGUUUAAUUGUCUCCGAAACCUGUAAAAUAUUAAACGGUUACUUGCAACGAGGUAGCUCAGUUCCCACUUAGUACCCAGAGACAUAGUUGAAGCUGGUUACAUAGGAGACUUUCUAGAAAAGGGCUUUAAAUGUGUCUUCAGGAUUUUCGAAAAUGGUUACCAGGUGUUAAUUGUAGAAAGGGGAAAUUUCGUUAAUGCAAAAUCUGUUGAAAAGGUCGGCCGUGCAUGAACAAAUUGCAUUGACAAUGAUCGUAAAAUUCGUUCAUGUUUCUUGUUCUUCAUUUUCAGUCUAAAAUAAAAGGAACUGUGUGGACUGACAUUGAUGAUGCGAAGGUAACAAUUAAUUGCCCAUGAUUAAUUAAUAAUACAGCAAUUUAAAGAUAAAAUGGCGUCAUCCUGUUUAGAAAGUAAUGGUAACUUGCUACUUCUCAUAUAUAUUUGCUGCUAGUCUUAAGAGUUUAUUACCGAGCUUGGAAGUUGAAUAGUUUAGCCAGUACUAUAGUCGGGCUGCAACAAGAAGAUGCUUAGUCCGUUGACUAAUGCGUAUGUACCGCUGGUUUCCACCCAAAAUUCACUUUCCUUUUAUAUUUAUGUCAGUUUUAAUCACAUUGAAUUACUUGUAUUGUUCAGGUGUAUGCUGUCAUGGAUUUUGAAGAUUUUGAUAGAAUGUUUUCUGCUUAUCAAAGGAAAGAGGUAUAGAUUAUUAUUAUUAUUAUUUGACAUCAAACAAAGAAAUUGAAGUUGAGCGUGCAUUUUUAUUAAUCAUCGAUGAUCGUAUGUCAUUUCAUUGUUUUUAUUCUUUUAUUUCAUUUUAUUUACGAUAAAUUUAGAAAGACCACAAGGACAGUGCAGAUAGUGUUUCAAAACCAAAAGAGAUGUCACUUAUUGACAGCAGACGCGCUCAGGUGUGUAUUGAUUAGUGCAGUAAUUCUCCUCUAAAGAUGCUUUAUGUUUCCCUCAAUAUGACUGGUGAGAAUCGAAUGAACCAUUGACGAAUCGAUCAGCUUGAUGCACGAAUUUAUUUUUUAUUUUCAACAUCGUAUUUAGUAUUCGUAAUUUAAGGAGAACUUGAACUUUUGUCAGUUCUUGAAAAGAUUUUCAGGUUGUUGAAGAAAAUGGGUGCUAUAUUAUCAUGAAACUUCUUGUGAAAUACAUGUUGUCAAUGAAAGUGUUAAAACUGAAGUAUUUGACUUCUUUAGAACUGCGGCAUUCUGCUCUCGAAGCUGAAGAUGACGGAUGAAGAAAUAACUAAAGCAAUUCUUUCAGUGGAUGCGAAUGACGAGCUGUCUAAAGAUAUGGUAGAACAGGUAUUAGGAAAAAGUUUUUUUUUAAAACUAAAAAUUUCAAAAAAAUCAUGAGUAAACAAACAUGUUGAACUUAUGUCACAAACGGUGGCCAAAAGAAUGGCAAGUUUCGAUCUAACGGUUGAAUGAAGCUUAUCAAAAAAGAGGGAAAUGUCUUAAGGAGAUAAAAACACUGCAGAAAGCGCGGGAAAACGCGAGUGACCAAGUCGCGUUUGGUUUUUUUGUUUUUGCUUCUGAUUGGUUUAGAGGGUGGCACUAGUUUUCUGGACCAAUCACAAAGCGAAGCAAGGCAAAUGAAUUAAACUUUGCCUCAUAGUCAGGUGGACGUUUGACCAGAUUUGUUUAUGUGUUUUAUUUUUUAGCUUCUCAAGUACGUCCCAACAUCAGACGAGAAGAAUCUUCUCAAUGCGCACAACAAAGAAAUCGAACAAUUUGCUCGCGCAGAUAGAUUUUUAUAUGACAUGUCAAGGUAUGUUCUGUGGUUCUAAGUUUAUCUUUAUAUUAAUCGAUAAAACUUUGUCUUUCAUUUACGUUUGCCUCUUUGAAAACGUUGCAGAAUUGUCCACUACGAGCAGAGGUUAAAGUCGUUGUUUUACAAAAAGAGAUUUCCCGAGAGAAUGGGCGAAGUUAAACCGAAGGUACAAGGUGAGGGAAUGCUAUGCUGGCUUUUAAUGUUAUAUCAUUUCCUUCAUAUCAGUAUUUGAAUCCAUCAGUUUUAUGAAUGAGAAAAUUUUUUUCCUCUGGAAUAAGUCAGUAGAAAAGAAGUAGUGUCAGAAGUUAUACGCAAUCAGCACGAAAGAUCACCAUAGUUCGCUCAAAAUAUUGCAAGAAUUCUCCUAGAACAAUAGACGAGCUCCGACGCUGUUCGUUUAGUAGAUUCCCUUUGCACAGCUUUGACAGGUUGGCGAUAAGUUCAAUCAGAUGAGUGGCAGUAAAAACGGUAUAAUGGUGUUUGUUUGUUUUCGCUUCCUUUGUCGUUGUCAAACUCUUGCACAAUGUUGUUUUGAGCAUAGAAACCGAGAUAUUAAAACCUGGGAGAAAGUGUCAAUUGUUUUGAAUGUAAUUUUUUUCCCGCAGCUGUGUUGGAAGCAUCCAAAGAACUUCAGAGAAGUAAAAGACUUAGAAUAUUACUGGAAGUUGUUUUAGCGUUUGGUAAUUACAUGAACAGAGGAGCAAGAGGAAAUGCUGCUGGUGAGAUACCAUAGUUUAGCUGAAGGUUAUAGCUUUUUGGUUAAAAUGACAUUCCAAAAAAGGCGUUGAAAAUUGUAAAACCACUGAAGAUAAAAAUUCGAAGUCAAUUUUAACCAGUUCCAAAAUGAAAGUUUCAGUUAGUCAGUUAUUGUUUCAGCCCAGAAAACGCUUACUGUUUUGUUUUGUCAGGUUUUAAGCUGGGCAGUCUAAACAGAAUAAUGGACACCAAGUCAAGCUCUAAUUCAAAAAUAACUCUCCUUCAUUACCUGAUUAUGGUUCUGGAAAGAAAGGUAAGUUUCUCACAUAAGGAUUUAUUAAUCCAGAGUCAUUAACUCCCCUUCCUCCCCCCUCCCUUUAACAAAAAGCCAAAAAAUGUUUGAAGCUUACGUUAAGAGAGCAUGUGCACUGGUUUUCGUAAUUUAGUAAGCGAAUGGAAUCCAAAAUUGAACUGUUUUUACUCGCUGUAACAAGUUUCAUUAUAUGAUAGCGGAGCUCGCACAGCGUAGCCCCAUAAUUAUACUAAAUAGUAGUAACCCAUCAAGCCGAAAAAAUUUGGAUGUACGACCGUACGAUCGUAAGACCGUACAAGGUGCUACUUUUAACAUGCGUGGUCAACUGUACUGCGGGCACGCCAACGCCACGGCUUUGUUCAGUAGUCCAGUGGUCAGUGCACUGGGCUCUUAGUCGGACGACCCGGGUUCUAGUCCCGGCCGGGGCAAGGCGUUGUGCCCUUGAGACGUGUGGGAAAAAAAAUGCGAGCUCCGCGUUUAGGCCUGUCUAAAUCUAUAUAUUAUUGUUUUAAGAAAAAGCACCUCUUAUUUACAGUAUCCUGAGGUACUCAAGUUAGAAGAAGAACUAGCACACGUGAGGACAGCUGCAAAAGUCAAGUGAGUUCUACACCGUUUUUCGGUGUUGUGUUUUUCGGAUUUAUUCACCAGGCCAGUUUGUCUUGGGGAGAUUCGCGGUUGUUACGAAUUUUAACAACCUAGCUAAACACCUUACCGUCUUUGAAAUAAUCUUUAUUCCAUUUCAGUUUGGGUGAGUUGGAGAGUGAAUCAGCUGCCAUAAAAAAAGAACUCAAAGAGGUUGAGAAGGUAAAUUGCCCUUUAUACAAGUCUAUUCGCUCUUGAAGUUGGGUAUGAAUUAUUUGUGAAUCAAAUUAUCAACUUGUUUCGUAGGAGCUGGAAUUUCAGCAGAAGAAGAAAGAGCGAAUCCACAGCGACAAGUUUGUGGAGGCGAUUGGCUCUUUCGUGAAAGUUGCACAGUUCUCGCUCUCUGAAUUGGACGAAUCUUGGAAAGAUAUGAAGCAAAAGGUUAAAUUUUGAUUGUGUAGAGCGUUCGGUUAAUCAGCUGACAUACCUGUCAAUCAUUUACAGAUAGAGAGCUUUUCGAUUGGCAUCGUAAAACCAAACCUAAAGUAACUACCAAUUAGAGAACAGGGAAGAACCUUGAAGAGCCAAUGAGAAUUCAAGGGAAAAACAAGGAAACCGCCUAAAGCGCGGGAAAACUCGGUUGACCAAGUCGUUAUUGGGUUUAGUUUUCUAUCUGAUUGAUUGAGAAGGAGCUGCGAGCUUUUCUUUUUCACCAAUCAUGGAGUCGGUGAAGCAAAACCAAUACAAUUCCAGAUAACAUUUGAAACUCAAUUGAAAAUUGGUCUAGCUUGCUAUUUGGGAAAGGAAUUAGCUCAGUGGUUUAUUCAACAGUCAGCUGUUAAGUACUUAUGUAAUUGCGCUAACAAACGUUCCUUUUCAAACAACAAAGCGCCUAAUUCCUGUUACUGCUUCUUCAGUACGCCAAGGCAGUGUCCAUGUUUGGUGAGGAACCAAAACAGCUUCAGUCCGACGAAUUUUUCGGUCUGUUUUCAGCAUUCCUGGUUUCAUUUGCGGUAAGUUUUUUCUUUCUUUCUCUAGCCAACUAGGGGAAGCUAGUGCUGUUUUUACAUUCCAUACCAGGUGGGCCAAGGCGAAAUUUGUAACAGUAAAGAUGUGUUUUGUUGUUUUGACCAGAGAAGGAUAAAAUUGAUGUGAUAGCUGACACCCUGGCUUCACUGCACGAGGGGCGUUUUAAUAAGAGUCAGGGUAUUUUCUUGUCUUACAGGAAGCAAAACAUCAGAAUGAGGAAAUGAAGAAAAGGAAGGAACAAGAAGAAAGAAAAGCGCGAGUAAUGGCUGAGGUAAAACAGAUUUUUUUUUUGAAAUCCCUUGCUUUUUUUAAUUUCUGUGGACUGGAUUAACGUUUUUGACUCCGACAUGAGAUGAGUCCUGGUUCAAACCAAGCUUUUGCAAUUCACAUUAACGCAGAAAUGAAAGUCAGAAAUUUUCCAUACAUUUGCUCAGAUAAAUAAAGCUAUCUAAACUUACUAAAUAAAAGAUUCUUAUUUAGGGGUAUAAUUGUGGGUUUUAAAUUAGGAAACGUAGAUUUGACAGGAAAGGUGGUUUUAACUCCGAUGCAGCUGUUAUUGACGAAAUAACUUUUUCCCUAUAAGAUUCAGAACGUUGUGUUUUUAUUUUUAGCAAAAGGAAAGAGAUCGGCAAAGAUCAGCGGCUAAGAAAGUCAUUCAUAGUAACCAAGCACCGGAAAAGAAUAGUAAAAAGAUGAGCACAGCUGGAGAUAAUCGCGGCGAAUUCGACGAUUUAAUCUCCGCCCUACGAACUGGAGAUGUGUUUGGAGACGAACUCAGUAAAAUGAAGGGUCGUAGACGUACAGCGCCUCCGAAGCAGGCUUGGCGCGUUGAAAACGGUUCCGAACGUGAACGAGCUUCUCCGAGAGCUUCACCAAGGAUACCACGAAAGAAUUAAAUACUGCGAACAGUCUUCUCUGCGCAUGGUUCUCGGACAAUAGAACGCUGUUCGUAUUUCGCUGACAAAGGGUAAUUCUGUGUACGUAAAUUUGGAUCAGGGUGUUUAGAGAAACAUAGUAGUGUCGCGUUGUGUAAGUUUGGUAGUUACGUAUUUUAUUUGAAAGCGAAAUACGGCAGCUUUACGGAAUGUCAUUAUCUCCAAGGAGAAAUAAAAAUUUACCAGAGACAGUCAAUAGAGUUCUCAAAAUGAAGGAAAAAUUAAAACACAAGACUCAAGAGUAAAUUUCUCGAAGAAAUUUAAAAGGAGUGAAAAAAAAUACUCUCUUAAUUACUGAAACCAAGUUGAGGCUAUCAAGUUUUAACUUCCAAGAAAGUCCUUCGUAAACUAAAUUUUAAGGCGUAGUUCUAUAAAUUGCGCAUAACUCGGUGCAAUUUGGGGUGAAGAUGAAAUGAAAACACUAAUAUGAUGUGUUAGCAAUAAUAUUUACCUCACAGGAGACUAGAUUUAAAUUUUUUAAAUUUAAUUUCUUGGAAGUGUUUAAGCAAAAGCAAAACAGAGCUCAUAGCCGCCAGGACAUCCGUGCCGUUGUGUUCAGUCCUGCGCCGGUUUCCCAGCCGAAGCCUCGUAGUUUCUUUGCUAUAUAGAGUAAGCAGUUGAGUAAACAACGUCACAAGAGCCCUUUAAGCGUCUCGAAGAAGGCUGUACGUGGUGAAGAGUUAGUAUUUUUCUUUGCUUGAGUAAUUUAAUGCAUAAUUUCAAAGUUAUUGUAGAGUCUGUCAAAACAAGGGCGCGUUUUAGACAGACAAACAGCUUUGUUUCCCGAAGUUUUCAUUAAUUGUGUGCCCAAUUAAUUUUAGUGUAGUAUUUUUUUAAACUUACAGCUCGCAGUUGAAAGGCUCUUGCAUGGCUGUGAGUAAUUUGUUCCGAUAGAGAUGAAACUCUCGCAAACAUGUUUUUUUGUCAGAGAAUGACGUUAAUUCUUCUCCCAAUUCGUAACUUGUUUAGGUAGUUCAACGGACUGGCAAUUUGUUAAACUGGUUUAAAAAAUGGCUGUCGAUUGUGCGCGAAUUUCCCGCCUGAACUGCGUGGCAACAGCUGACCAAACUAUUGCCGUUCUGGUUUUUUCCCCGAGUUAUUCUACACAUGUCGUAAAGUGUACCAAAAUUCAAUAGAUAAAUAUAUAUUAAAUCAUAUUGUAACUUAAAUUGAUUCCAAGUUUUGUUAAUGAUUUAGCUCGAAUAUUAUAUUAUGACUUGAGUUAGCAAUUCGCUCUGGAAAUGUUGGCUAAUUCAUUUGAUUGAGUAGCAUUGCUAUAGAGCUGUUUUCGAAUUUCUGUAUAGAAACAGACUGAAGUGAAUAAUUUCAUUUGAGUUCUUUCCUCCUUGCCGUUCAAUGGUGGUGUUUUAUCAUUUGUACGUAUUUAGGC